UUGACUGCAUGGCUUCUAUCUGAUCACCCGAUUAAUUAAUGUGCUUUGGAUUUUUCCGGGUUGGAAUUUCAAUCAGUGUUUUACGAUCCUGUUAUUCUUAUCCACGAAAUUAUUCCAUAAAUCUAUGCCUUAACGUUCGGGCAGUCUUGUGUUUGAGUGAAUCUGAGUCCUUGAUGAUUUUUCAUCGGUUUUUGAAUCGAGGAAGUCCGACGCGUUGAUCGCAGGGUUUUUAGCGUUGGUCGCGUUGUUGUCGGUGUGGGUGGAUUGGUUACGGAUGGGCUUAGCUGGAAAUAGAUGGAGAUUUAUCUUCCCGUGACAGUGGUUGAGCGAUAACGACGGCGCUGGAAUGCUGGAGCGACGGUUGGAGGCCGCGAGCCGCGGCGGCUGCGCGACGCGCUAGACGGCUAUUAAUUGUGCUGCAGCAACGAAAAUUGAGAAAAUCCGAAAAUGACGGAAAAACUCUUGCUGUUUAACUGGCUUACCUUCCGCUUGAUCCUGCCCUUCACGCUGCUGGCAGCGUCCAUCUUCCGCUUCAAUCUCUUCAGUCUGAUUUAUGGACUAUUUUUCCUCCUGACGCCGCUGGCACGUUCGCCCAAUGCAUACACGAUCAGACGACACACGGGAGCCCUGAUCUGGGCGCUGACGGCCGUAUCCGGGCUGUUUAUGCUGGCGCAGAUUGGCUUCCAGAUCGCGUUGGCCGUGCGCAAGCCCUACGGCCACGAAUUCCCCAACUGUUCUUUGAAUGAGAAUAUCACGCGGCAGGUUGGACUGUACCGACUGGACAGCGCGCGGUUCAACCACGUGGUGCGGCUGGUCCUCCCGGACGUGGUGGUCUUCCUCAUCGCCGUGGUGCUGGCCGUGCUGGCCUACCGCGUGCAGAGCGCCAAUGCCGACGCUCCGUCCAACGCCGACGAGAAUCUGCGGCCGCACCGCGAAGCCCGCCCCGGACUGUUGCGGCUCUGCACGGAGCUGGUCAUCCUCAUCUUCGUCCUGGCCGCCGGGAUUAUCUCGCCCUCCCUCAUCUCCUCCUUAUACUUCCUCUGUUUCCUGUUUAUGGGGACGUUCUGGGCGUGUCUGGGCAAUGCGGAGAAAUUAUUCGUGAAAUAUGUCAGAUACGGACUGCUGCUGUUCUGCGCCGCGCAUCUCGCCGUGUUCUUCAUCUACCAGAUGGACUAUAUUCAGGAUGUGCUGGAUAAGGACUCUUUCCCAUCACGGUUGGUGGGGCUGCUGGCGUUGAUCCGCGUGGACUGCGGGGAGCCGCGCGAUCUGCGCUACCAUUCCACGCAGUGGUAUAAAUUCGUCAAUCCCGCGAUCCUCAUCGUCCUGUACUACCUCCUGGCCUCGCACAUCCGCCAGUGGAAAGGCUACUCGGGGUUGUAUGCAUUGCAGCGCAUCCGGAAUCCCUUCACGCAGUACCGGGUAAGAUCGCGGCUGGUGCGGAGUGCGUCCUCCUCGGGGGGCGGUGGCGGGGGUGUCAGUGGCGUGGAGAGUGUCAUUGUCGCUAAUCCGCGUCCAGACCCCACGGGGGCCCGGCUGCCCCCUCAUACCUUUUCCAUCUGGGCGGCUGAGGAUAUUCCUCUCCUGCAUCCGGCGGCGGGCCGGCCGGUGUCCUUCAACGCGGCCCGCGAGGCGGUGACCAUCGAGGCGUUGCCGCCGUCGCCGCACUCGGAGACCUCGAUGCACCACUACCGCAUCCGCAUGGUGCUGCAGUACCUGGGGCGGGUGUUCGUCAAGCAGUCCUACAUCAUGUCCCUGAUCGCCAUGAUGUCCUGGUCCGUCAUCUACCAUUCCUGGAUGACCUUCGUCUUCCUGCUGUGCGCCAUCUUCCUGUGGCUGAUGCCGUCGUCGCGGGAUUUUUGUCUGAAAUUAUCCCCGGUGUAUACGCUGUACGCGGAGAUUCUGCUGAUGGCGCAGUUCGUGUUCAGUCUGGAUAUUUCCAAGGAGAUCAACAGUAUUGAGGCGCGGAGUUACGUGGAUUUCAAGGCUAUUGGGUUUGAUCGCAGUGAUAAUCCCGUGUUCGAUCUGGCCAUAAGGUCCAUGUUCACGUUCUUCUUCUGGACGACGCUCCGCCUGUUUAUGCGCGAACGGCAAGCGGCGCAGUCGGCGUCGGAGGAGAGCGGUUACGGCGUCAACCUGGACGACGUGACGGCGCAGAACGCCAGCAUCGCCUCGCCGGUGUCGGACUACGCGCUGCUGGACCCGGGGACGCACAACUGGCUGCGCCUGAUCGGCCGCAGCAUCCGCAUCCUCAUGAUCAAGUUCUGGAUCGCGCUGUGCUGCGCCAUGCUGCUGCUGAUCAGCAUGCAGGGCAAGGUGGUCAUCUACCGCAUCGUCUACAUGGCCCUUCUCCUCUGCUUCGUCGUCAUGCUGCAGGUGUCGUACACGGUGUGGCGGAAGAUGCUGUACGUGUUCUGGGUGACGGUGAUCUUCUACUCGAUGGUGGUGCUGCUGCUCAUCUACACCUACCAGUUCAAACAUUUCCCGGAAUACUGGCAGAAUUUCACGCGCCUUUCACCGGAAACAUUGGCGGAUUUCGGUCUGGAGAAGUACAACGAGUUCGAUAAGGGCGCGCUGGUGGUGGGCUUACUGACGCCGACAGCCUUCCUCAUCCUGUGCAUUUUACAACUGCACUACUUCCACAAACAUUUUCUCCACAUCACCAGCAAGCAGGACGGCCAGUACAAGCUGCCCUCCUUCCAGAUCGAGAACCAGUCCACCGACAUGGCCAAACCCUCGGGCUUCUUCCUGCGCUGCGUCCAGUUCGUCUACCGCUGGGGCCAUUUACUGCUGGAAUUCUCUUGGCGCCUCCUCGAGAUCCACAUCCUCAAGGUGUGUCUGUUUACCAUCUUUCUGGCGGCGGUGCUGGACGUGUCGGCGAUCAAUCUGAUCUUCAUCCUGCUGGUGGCCAUCUCGCUGAUGGCGUAUAACGGCGUGGCGGUGGUGGCGCAGAGCUCCAGCGGGAUCGCCGCGGUCCUGGUCAUCGUCAAGAUGAUCUACCAGCUGCGCAUGGUCAAAGAGGAGAACUUCUCCGCCAACUGCACCUGGUUGAACGCCUCCAACUUCAACCGCACCGACAACGACUGGGUCGGCUUCCGUAAGGUGCCGGACAUCGCGCACGAACUGCGGGUGUAUAUUUCCGUCAUUUUGAUCGUCACGCUGCGGGCGAUCAUCGUGCAGCGCCAUCGGUAUUUCGCGGAGUCGAUCCCGGUGAACCAGCUGCCGAAACCGGGGAUCGUCUUCCCGGGGGUGGAGCGGAAGGACGCGGACGUGGGUCUCGUGUCGUGCAUCCAGUACCUAUGGAACUACGGCUUCUACCGGUUCGGCCUGGAGAUCUGCUUCGUGACGAUGGUGAUCAAUAUGUGCACCCGGCUGGACGUGUUCGCCGUCAUGUACGGCAUCCUCCUCCUCAUCAUGUUCAUGCUCAGCCGGCGCGCGUUGGCCAAAAUCUGGGGGGUGUACGUCGUCGUCCUCGGGCUGCUGCUGCCGUUGCAGUAUCUGCUGGUGCUGGGUAUUCCGCGCGGAUUGUGCAUCACGUAUCCCUGGGAUCGGCUGGAUGCCACCAAGAUCUUCACGGCGGAAUUAAUCCAGUGGCUGUACCUGCCCGACGCCUUCUUCGCCCCGAAAGCCAGCAUCUUAAUCGGGGAUUUUUUCCAGUUAUUAUUCGCGUGCUGUCAGUGGCGGGUGUUUAAUCUGGAAGCGGUGUACGCCAGUGAGCAGUACGAAGGCGGGAGUAACGAGAAUAUCAUUCGCUCGGGGAAAUACCGGAAGAUCUUCGAAAAUCCCGUGCCGGAUUUUAUGACGUACACGACAUCGUAUCUGGACGUGCUGAAGGUGUUCACGUUCAAUUUCAUGUACUGGGUGACGCUGGCCGUGGUGUUCAUCGCGGGGACCAGCCGGAUUUCCAUGCUGUGUUUUAUGUAUCUGUGCGGGUGCUUCUUCUUCCUCUGGCACGGGAACGAGUUCUUCCGCAAGCCGAUCAAACGGAUUAUGCGCCAGUGGAACAUUUUCCUCACGGGUAACGUCCUGAUCAUCCUGCUCAAAUGCGUCCUACAGGGCGUGGGAUGUGUCCACCUCGCCGGUUUACAGCAAAAGAACUGCUGGGUAAUCCAGUUAUUCGGGAUCGCCUGUCUGCGCUUCGCCGACGGCGGCCCGACGGUCGUUAAGUCCGCCGCCGCCGCCGUCGCGCUGCCCCUGGAGAAAAGCGGCGCGGUGGUCAGCGGUAUUGCCGGGGAUAGCGCGGUGUGCGGCGCCACCACCGGCGACGCCGGCCUGGUCCUGGACGCCGUGGUCUUCGUGUUUUUGCUGCUGCAGAAACGCAUCUUCUCCAGCUGGUACUUCCAGUGGGUGGUGCUGGAGCAUAAAGUGCAGUCGGCGUUGGCCAGUCGCGGUGCGGAACUGAUUAACGGCCAGGUGCAAGAUUACACGAAUAAGCAGAAGGAGGAUGAGUGUAAGGUGAUGGAGAAGAUUCGCCGCAAAGUGGAACGCAUCCGCGAGCGACAGAAACGCUUUAAAGGCACCGUGGAGCCGGCGCUGCCGGUGGUGGUCCCCAUUGAGGUGCUGGGCACGCCCAAGGAUCCCAAUUUCGAGGAGCACUACCAGACGACACGGUCCGGAGAUUACUACAUGUUCGAGGAUUCGGAUUCCGAUGAGGAUGACAUUAAUCUGGCGCCGUCGCGGCCGCCCGAAGAGGAUAACGAUCCCGCCCAACCCACCGGACCCGAUCCCCUGCAGAUGCUGAAUUACGCGGUGAUGAUGGACAACAUCAAGAACGUGGUGCACGAUAUUAAAGUGGUCAGUGAACGCACGGAGUCGGAGCGCGGCAGCGAAUUCGCCAGUCCGCAGCAGCGCAACUCCCUCCUGCAUCUCAAUCAACGCCGCAACACCCUGAGCAGCGAGCGCGCGCGGCUGCCCUCCGUCGGCACGGAGAUGACCGCCGCCCCCACCUCCGCCCCGACCCUCCCCACGGUCCACCUCUCCCCGGUGCACUCGUUAACCAACCUCCACGAGCACGACGACGACUCCCCGCUGGAACCCGGCCGUCUCCCGCGCUCCAUCAGCGACACGGACGCCGUCCUCCUGGCGCACGCGCUGGACGAGAUCCCCGACGCCCCGAGCAACGCCAACAUCUUCGUGGAGCCCGAGGCGCCGAGUAGUGUGUGGGAGAAGGCGUACCACGUGACCAUCUUCGCCAAGAUGUUCAUUACCCGGAGUAUCGAUGAGCUGAAUGUUAGACUGAAUAAGAUUAGCAAGGAUUUCCGGUUUGUGGCGGAUAAGCUGCGGACGGAGAAGCGGCGGAUGAAGAAGUUUUAUGUGCAGAAGGUCCGCGAGUAUUUUGACCGGGUGGCCGGGGUGGCCGCCACGCCCGUGGAUAAUCCCGAGGAGGUGGACGCCGCCAUCGAGACCGUGGAGAAGGUGGCGCUGGGCAAGCCGGGAUUGCGUUCCCAACGAUCGGAGUUGACCUUAGAAUUGCCGGGGCGUAACGAAGAGGAAUUCCACCAGCAGCACAACGUCUUGAUGCGCUUCGUCAUCGCGGCAUACUUCGCGUUGAUGGCGCGCAGCGAGUUAUUAUCCUAUUUCAUGAUCAUCCUCUUGCAAAUGACCUCCGCCACCGUCCUCAGCCUCCCCCUGCCCCUGAUGCUCCUCCUGUGGGGCUCCUUAUCCAUCCCCCGCCCCACGCGGGCCUUCUGGGUGGCCAUCAUCACCUACACCAUGUUCUGCGUCAUCGUCAAGUAUUUCUUCCAGUUCCCGUUUAUCCCGCAGAACUGGCCGCUGUACGGGAAUCCGGACGACCCCCUGUACCCCCCGAAGAUCCUGGGGGUGGAGCGGGCCAGUCACUAUGCCAGCUUUGAUCUGGCGCUGCUGUUGGUGGUGUUUUUUCAUCGGUCGGUGUUGAAGAGUCUGGGAUUGUGGCGGACGGCGCGCGAGGAGAAGGAGCAGGAGAAGAAGGAGGCCGUGGAGGGCGGCGAGGGGCUGGCCAGUACGUCGCAUGCCGCCGAGGUGGUCUUCACGCCGGACGUGGAGGUGAAGGAAAUCCGCAUGAGCGAACCGAGUAAAUCCGAAUUAUCGCAGUUACCCUGGUAUAAACGCUGGUACGCUAAAGGGCAACGCUACAUCCAGUUAGUCAACAACUACACGUCCCGUUUAAACACCAACGUGUACUCGUACCUCUUCCUGUGCGAUUUCACCUGUUUCAUGAUCGUCGUGGCUUGUUACUGGGCCUUCGGACCCGACGCCGGGGGAAAAGACAACAUUAAGGAUUAUUUCGAGGAGAAUCGCGUCCCGACCGCGUUUCUCGUCAUCUUGAUCAUCCAGUUCUGCCUGAUGAUUCUGGACCGGGCGCUGUAUCUGCGGAAGAAUUUAAAGGGGAAAUUGGUGUUCCAGUUGGUGCUGGUGUUGACGGUGCACGGGGCGUUCUUCUUCUAUCUACCGAAGGAAACCGGGAGGAUGUUUAUCCGCAGUUGGCCGUUGCAGAUUUGGUAUUUUGUCAAGUGUGUGUAUUUCUUAUUAUCCGCGUAUCAGAUUCGCUCCGGGUAUCCCACGCGGAUUUUGGGGAAUUUUCUGACGUACCGGUAUACGUAUACCAACCUCUAUCUCUUCAAGGGCUUCAUCAUCAUUCCCUUUUUAAUGGAGCUGCGCUCGCUGAUGGACUGGAUCUGGACGGACACGUCCAUGUCCAUGUCCGAAUGGCUGAAGUUAGAAGAUAUCUACGCGAAUAUCUUCGUCCUGAAAUGCUGGCGCAUGGCGGAGGUGCGCUAUCCCGACCCCCGCGGGACGCGCUACAUGACCUUCUGGAAGUAUCUGAUCGGCGGGAGUAUUCUGCUGCUGAUUAUCCUGGUUAUCUGGUUCCCGCUGGUCUUGUUUUCCCUGACGAACGCGGUGGGAGAAUCCAAUGUCCCACAGGACUGCACCGUGGAGGUCAGCCGGGGACACCAGACGCUGUACCGGGUCACCGCGCGAAAGGAGGCGUUGGUGCCGUACUCGCAGCAGAUGUACGACGAUUUAUUGUGGAAGUUCAGCAAGCCGGACGCGCUGACGGGCGUGCAGGACCAGGCGGAAGUGAAGCAGGCGGCGGGGUUCAUUAAUCAGUACAGCCGGCAGGAUGUGUGGCUGGUCAGUCUGGAGUCGGACUCCUCCACGGUGUGGACCGUCAGUCCGCCCGCCGAGCAGGACAUCAUCACCUACUUGAACAACUCCGCCUCCGAGAACAUCAACAUGACCUUCAAGUGGACCUUCUCCUUUAAGGAGCGGCGCGGGAGGAAUUUCCAGCAGAUGGUCACCGGUAGUAGCGAGUGGAUCAUCGAGCCGGAAGCCCGCUACCUCCUCUCCCAAAUGCUGCUCCGCACGGACCUCACCAAUUCCACGCCGACGCCGCUGUCGGCGCGCGUCAACUUCCUGUAUCCGUCCUUCGUGCGCGUCCCCUCCGUGGGCUGGUCGCGGUUCGUGGGGCCGCUGCAGCCGCGCACGGACCGGGGGCGGGACCAGGCGACGUUCCGCAACGUCAGCAUGCAGUUGAAGCGCGAGAUGUGGCCGCUCGGGGACCACGCCACCCAAGUGCAGUGGUGGAAUAUCCAUGAUCCGGCGGCUAAUGCUAGUCGCGGCGUGGAACCCAGUAAACAGUUUAUCACGUUCACGGCCUUCAUCGACAAGGUCUUCCCGCAGGCCUGGAGCGUUAUCACCGGAUACGGGAUCGUGGGUCUGUACAUUUCCAUGGUGUUCGUCAUCGGGCGACUGGUGCGGCUGUGGAGCAGCGGCAUGUCGUACCGCAUCAUGUUCGAGGAUCUGCCGGAAGUGGACCGCAUUCUCCGGCUGUGUCUGGACAUUUUCCUCGUCCGCGAGAACCGCGAGUACCGUCUCGAGGAGGAUCUGUAUGCCAAAUUGAUAUUCCUGUAUCGCUCACCGGAGACCAUGUUUAAAUGGACGAAAUUAAAGCGGCGCUGAAAACGGGAAUACAUCCGCGUGUGCAUGUAUUGGUUAAUGUGAUUUUCCGAAUAAUUUGGAUUAAUUGGACUGGCCGGGAAAAGCGGCCGCCAGUGAUCUCCCGGGGAUUAAUUCACACUUCUGUCCGUCUUUCCGCACUGUUUCCGCAAUGUUGCCAUUAACUUUGUUGUUGGUGUGCGCGGUGUCGUGGUCCUUUUUUUAUCGUUUUUUAAUCCUUGUUGUCGCCUCGCCGGUGUUGGCAACGCGAGUCUGCCAUGGGAUUUUAGCAGCUUUUCAGACUGAUUUUAUUGUGUCUCUCUUUUUAAUCAUACGGACAUUUGGAAUAAUUAUUAUUGUCAAUUAAUGUAUAAGAAAUAUUUCUGCAUUAAUCCGUGUAAAAUAAACAACGAAAUUUGACCCGAAAAA
Messenger RNA from Paramacrobiotus metropolitanus, 8343 nucleotides. Its product is annotated as piezo-type mechanosensitive ion channel component 2-like. The record is from RefSeq and is a predicted model, not a curated record. Lineage: Eukaryota; Metazoa; Tardigrada; Eutardigrada; Parachela; Macrobiotidae.